AUGGCGGAGGCCGAUCAAAACCAUCACGAUCACGAUCACGACCACAAUCACGACCAAGGCCGUGGUCACGGACACGCCGACGAAAUUCAUAGCCAUAGUCACGGCCAUGUCGACGGUUCGCAUUCCCAUUCCCAUCCACCUGGGCGCCAGGACGACGAGACCGUCGCAGAUGUGAAUCGCACCUAUUUCAACAAGACCGCCUCGUCAUAUAAUUUGGAGUCCUGGAAAGACUUCGUCAACAAAAUCACCGCAUUCGUCCAUCAGCACAUCGACUGGAUCGGUGUCGACUUUGUCGACCCGUCGAACGUGUUCGAGACGAACAAUCAAGCUGAUCCUGAUCCUGACGGCCAAGGCAGACGAGUGCGCGUGCUCGACUACGCUUGCGGACCGGGUAGUAUGACGCAGGCCCUCGGCGCCCGCGCAACCGAGUACAUCGGCAUCGAUCUGAGCGAGAACAUGGUGCUGGCAUACAACUUGCGCUUUGGACCAGCUUCUGCUUCGCACUCUCCUCUGGUGGCUGAGGGACUCGAACCAGAGCCAGAAGCAGAGCCUUUCAACGCGCACGCUGUAGUUGGCAACCUCCUCAGCCCGUCAGAUCCGUCUCCACAGAACCUGUCUUCGCCUGAGUUCUUUGAAUUUGAUCUUGUCGUGGUCGGUAUGGCGUUCCACCAUUUUCCAAACAUCCCGCUCGCUACGCGACGGCUAGUCGAGCGCCUACGGCCUGGUGGCGUGUUUCUCAUCAUCGACUUCGUCACCUUUGCCAUGGAGAAUCACGGCGUUCAGCCGGCCGCCAAAACCGUCACACAUCAUGGGUUCAGCGAGCGGGAGUUGCGGCAGUACUUUGAGGACGCGGGUCUUUCGGAGUUCGCCGUCGUUAGGAUGGGAGAGGAGAUAUCGCUGCCCGGGUCGAUGAAGAGAGAGCCAUUCCUAGCUAGAGGACGUAAAACCUCCUUGGCUUGA
This is a messenger RNA of Capronia epimyces CBS 606.96, 960 nucleotides long. RefSeq lists its product as uncharacterized. The transcript has 2 exons. Bases 1 to 960 code for a protein of 319 amino acids. The record is from RefSeq and is a predicted model, not a curated record. Lineage: Eukaryota; Fungi; Ascomycota; Eurotiomycetes; Chaetothyriales; Herpotrichiellaceae.